GACGACUGCGCCGAUGCUCCAUGUGCCCUCAACGCCACAUGUGUGGAUUUGAUCAACGACUACAAGUGCGAGUGUCCGACAGGAUUCAAUGGAAAGCGGUGUCAUAUUAAAGACAACCUGUGCGCCUCCUCCCCCUGCGUCCACGGUCUCUGCAUCGACAAACUCUACUCCCGAGAGUGCCUCUGCGAACCCGGCUGGUCCGGCGACAACUGCGACAUCAAUAUCGACGAAUGCGCCGACUCCCCCUGCCACAACGACGCCAAGUGCCACGACGAGAUCAACGGCUACAAAUGCGAGUGUGCUGAUGGAUACGAGGGUGUUCAUUGCCAACAUCUAGUCGACCAUUGCUCAAAGAACCCCUGUCACAACAAUGCCACAUGCACCAAUAUGGGACCAACCUACCAUUGUGAUUGCUCUCUAGGGUUUGAUGGGGUACACUGUGAGAUGAAUGUGGAUGAGUGUGCUCAAAACCAAUGUGAGCCCUCUGGAACCGAGAGUUGUCGAGAUGGAAUCAACGAAUUCAAGUGCGUGUGCAAGCCAGGCUACACCGGACCUCUCUGCGGCACCAAACAAGACCAAUGUGCCGAUUCUCCAUGCCUCAACGAUGCCCAAUGCGUGGACCUGGGUGGAUCCUUCAAAUGCGUCUGCAAACAAGGCUGGACCGGACCAAAAUGCGAACAAGACAAUGGAUCCUGCGCCGCGAAGCCUUGCAGGAACAAUGGUUAUUGUGUAGGACUUGUAGGAGACUACUUCUGCGUGUGUCCCCCAGGUGUCAGUGGAAAGAACUGUGAGACUGCUCCGAAUAGAUGUAUCGGAGCCCCAUGUCAUAAUGGUGGAGAGUGUGGCGAUUUCGGGAGCCAUCUAGAGUGCAGCUGUCCCGCAGGAUUCACAGGAAAGGGGUGUGAAUUCAGGAACACCGGAUGUGGUGCGGAUUCUUGUAAGAACGGAGGAGUCUGCGAGGAAGCUGGAUCUCUGAAGAAAUGCUCCUGCCAGCCUGGCUUCACCGGCGAGCACUGUGAAACCAACAUCGAUGAAUGCCAAACCACCCGCUGCCCAUCUGGAUCCCAAUGUUUGGAUCAAAUAAAUCAUGCUAUCUGCCAAUGUCCCUUCAAUCUAACCGGAGUACAUUGCGACAAAAUGAUCAAUACCAAUUACGAUCUACAGUUCCUGGACCCCUUCCGCCCUACCACUGCUAGCCUUUAUGCUCCAUUUAGGAUAGAGUCCAGCGCUUUAUCAGUUGGUCUCUGGGUGAAAUUUGAGAAGCCACACCAGCCGGCAAGCUUCUUCAGGCUGCACAGCUUCCAGAAUGGAUCUCAGACGCUUCUAGAAGUAUCUUCCAGUUCUGUAAAACUCUCUUUGUUCCCCUCCGACACCAUCGAGGUCCCCUUCUCCACUUCCCAGUCUCUCAACAAUGGAAAAUGGAAUCACCUUCUUAUCACCUGGAAAUCCACCACUGGCGCCUACUCAGUCAUCUGGAACUCGCUUCGAAUCUACUCCAACACUGGAUACGCCCCCGGGAAGCAGUUAGAUGUGCAGGCAGGCGUUACCCUAGGAUCUGGAGCACUUCCAAGCUUCGUAGGAUCCAUCGCCAGAGUUGGGGUAUGGAACAGAGUGAUUGAUUUUGAGGAGGAGCUUCCGCUGAUGGUUCAGCAUUGUCAGCGAUCCGAGGAAGUUUAUAAGGGGCUUCUAGUGAGGUUUGAAGGCUACAGUAAGAUUCAGGGAAGAGUGGAGAAGACGCAUAAGUCGACUUGUGGAAUGGAAGAGGGUCCCAAGAACCUUCAACCUCAUGGAGGAAAGAUCCUUGUAGAAGAUUGCCCAUCAGAUCUAGUGAUAUCUUCCCUGGAUCGAGAGACCAAUGUGACCUGGCCAGAACCAAGCUUCCUAAGCUCCGCCUCCAAGAUAGAGAAGAUUGAGAAGAACCUAAAGCAGGGUCAAAUGUUCACCUGGGGAGAAUACGACGUACUGUACAUCGCAACGGAUAAUCAGACCAAUCAAGCCCAGUGUAACUUCAAAAUCCGCGUCGGGAAGGAGAAUUGUGUGGAUGCGGCGGAUCCGGUCAAUGGUGUUCAGAGUUGCGAGUCGUGGGGACCACAGUUGAAGUACAAAGCGUGCUCUAUUGAGUGUCGAGAUGGAUUUGAGUUCCCACGGGGUCCGGCGGUGUUUUACACUUGUGCGGCUGAUGGGAAAUGGAAGCCGAAUAAGAGUCCGAGCACCAUGUUCAGAUAUCCGCAGUGUACUAAACACGUCCCAGCCACCAAGGUCGUCAUCGUUCGAAUCAUCUACGGAAGCUCUCCGGCUUGCACUGAAUCCUCAAAAGAAGCAUUUACCCAAAAAGUGCUCCAAACUAUCAAUGCAAUCGAUACCAAGUGGAAGAUGUGCUCUUUGACUGACAUAAAUGGCUGCGUUGGCACACAGGUUCGUGUGGAGUGCGGUGGACCACCCCUACCUCCUUCGAGACGACGUCGUGAGUCAGAAUCAAUUCUCGCCUCGACAUUUGGUGUCGAAAUCGAGAUUCCUGUGAAACGACGUCUUCUGACGGAUCCAUCAACCGGGCAAGAGACAACGAUUCGAGAUGCGUUGCACAAUGAGAUUCAAUCAGGAGUUUUAAACUUUGAGAAGGUUCUACCGAACGGACGGCCAGAUGUGGGAAGUUUGAAGAUCCAAGAGGAGUACUUGUGCCAAGCGGGACAAGUGGUUGUGAGGGAUCUUUGUGUCCCCUGCGCACCUGGAACCUACCACUCGUCGGCGACCAACGAAUGUGAACUAUGCCCAAUCGGAGAGUACCAACCACUCACCGCCCGUACCGAAUGUUUCAAAUGCGCUCCAGGGCAGAUAACAGCGUCGGAAGGCGCGAUUUCCGAGGGAGAGUGCAAGGACAACUGCCCGCCUGGCCAUCAAUACGAUCCAUUGACUUCUGGAUGCAUUACAUGUGGUUACGGUUACUUCCAACCCGUAUCUGGAUCCUUUGAGUGCAUCCCAUGUGGAAUCGGGAAGACUACAUUGUCCGAGUUUGCGACAAGCGAGGAUGAGUGUCGCGAUGAGUGCCCUGAUGGCGAACAACUCUCAUCUGCUGGCGUCUGUCAACCGUGCCAAGUCGGAACAUAUCGAUCGAGAGGAGAGAACAAGAAAUGUGUGACGUGUCCACCGGGCACCACCACCGAAUCGACAAUGUCGACAAGACGAGAACAGUGUAAUACGCCGAAAUGCAAGCCCGGACAAUUUUUGGUCAAGGAGACCAAAAACUGUCAAUUCUGUCCGCGUGGAACAUUCCAAAACGAGGAGCAAGAAGCCACCUGCAAGCUAUGCCCCACGGAUCACACCACAACGGCUCCCGGAGCCACAGCCGAGUCCCAAUGCUAUUCAACGAACCAAUGUGCAACAGGAGAGUACAAUUGCUCAUGGCACGCGAAUUGUAUCGAUUUACCCGAUGAAAAUGAUGUACCUAGCUAUGAAUGUCGCUGUAAGCCGGGAUACCGUGGGAAUGGUACACAUUGUACGGAUGCUUGCAAUGAUUUCUGCUUAAACGAUGGAAUUUGCAAGAAAAACAACAUUGGAAACGUCGAGUGCAUUUGUAAGGAGCAUUUUAGUGGCGAUCGCUGUGAGCUACGCUUCCAAACCUCUAAUAAUAAGACAUGGAUCGCGAUUAUCAUUGUUGGAGUCGUUGUGAUUGGAAUAUUCAUUGUCAUUGUUGUAUUCAUCAUCUCUUUCCGUUUCAAUCAUGUACAGGAUGCACAGGAGAAGAGCUCAAAUUUCGCUGACUUGUCGCCAAGUGCCAAUAAUAUACUUUAUGGGACACCGCCAGUUUGCGAACCCCCUCGUGCAUUCGGCUACUACUACGAAGAUGAUGAUGUCUACGAAACAAAGACCCGAGAUAUGAUCGGAAAUGGUUCGGAGCGGCGGCCAACAACAUCUACAGUAACCUCAAUGGGUCAAACCAUGAGCCGAGCCAUCGAGCAGCACAAAUACGACAUCCGCAUGCGACAGGCGCAACAACACAUGUACCAACCC
Molecule: messenger RNA, 4008 nt
Organism: Caenorhabditis briggsae
Lineage: Eukaryota; Metazoa; Nematoda; Chromadorea; Rhabditida; Rhabditidae
Exons: 8
Biological process (GO): Notch signaling pathway
Molecular function (GO): calcium ion binding; Notch binding
Source: RefSeq, a predicted model, not a curated record